Microcebus murinus (gray mouse lemur) is the source of this 2659-nucleotide messenger RNA. RefSeq names its product coagulation factor IX (gene F9). Gene Ontology annotation, molecular function: serine-type endopeptidase activity; calcium ion binding. Gene Ontology annotation, biological process: zymogen activation; blood coagulation. Gene Ontology annotation, cellular component: extracellular region. NCBI's taxonomy places the organism in Eukaryota, Metazoa, Chordata, Mammalia, Primates, Cheirogaleidae. The record is from RefSeq and is a predicted model, not a curated record.
CUUGCCACUUGCACAAUCUACUAGCAAAGGUUAUGCAGUGCCUGAACAUGAUCAUGGCAGAAUCACCAGGCCUCGUCACCAUUUGCCUUUUAGGAUAUCUACUCAUUGCUGAAUGUGCAGUUUUUCUUGAUCGUGAAAAUGCCAACAAAAUUCUGAGUCGGCCAAAGAGGUAUAAUUCAGGUAAAUUGGAAGAAUUUGUCCGAGGGAACCUUGAAAGAGAAUGUAUAGAAGAAAAGUGUAGUUUUGAAGAAGCACGAGAAGUUUUUGAAAACACUGAAAGAACGACUGAAUUUUGGAAACAGUACGUUGAUGGAGAUCAGUGUGAGUCCAAUCCGUGUUUAAAUGGUGGCAGUUGCAAGGAUGACAUUAAUUCCUAUGAAUGUUGGUGUCGACUUGGAUUUGAAGGGAAGAACUGUGAAUUAGAUGCAUCAUGCAGCAUUAAGAAUGGCAGAUGCAAGCAGUUUUGUAAAAAGAGUGCAGAUAACAAGGUGGUUUGCUCCUGUACUGAGGGAUACCGACUUGCAGAAAACAAAAAGUCCUGUGAACCAGCAGUGCCAUUUCCAUGUGGAAGAGUUUCUGUUUCACACACUUCGAAGUUCACCCGUGCCGAGACUAUUUUUUCCAAUAUGGAUUAUGAAAAUUCCACUGAAGUUGAAACAAUUUUGGAUAAUGUCACUGAAAGCACUCACUCACCUCAAGACAUCACUCGGGUUGUUGGUGGAGAAAACGCCAAACCAGGUCAAUUCCCUUGGCAGGUCAUUUUGAAUGGUAAAAUUGAUGCAUUCUGUGGAGGUUCCAUUGUUAAUGAAAAAUGGGUCGUAACUGCUGCCCACUGUAUUGUACCUCCUGUUAACAUUACAGUUGUUGCAGGUGAACAUGACAUUGAGAAGACAGAACCUACAGAGCAAAAGCGAAAAGUGAUUCGAGUUAUUCUUCACCACAGCUACAAUGCAACUGUUAAUAAGUACAGCCAUGACAUUGCCCUUUUGGAACUGGAUAAACCCUUAACCCUAAACAGCUAUGUAACACCUAUUUGUAUUGCAGACAGGGAAUACACAAACAUCUUCCUCAAAUUUGGAUCUGGCUAUGUGAGUGGCUGGGGAAGAGUCUUCCACAGAGGGAGAUCAGCUUCAAUUCUUCAAUACCUUAGAGUUCCAUUUGUUGACCGAGCCACGUGCCUUCGGUCCACAAAGGUCACCAUCCAUAAUAACAUGUUCUGUGCUGGCUACCAUGAGGGAGGUAGAGAUUCAUGUCAAGGAGACAGUGGGGGACCCCACAUUACGGAAGUGGAAGGGACCAAUUUCUUAACUGGAAUUAUUAGCUGGGGUGAAGAGUGUGCAAUGAAAGGCAAAUAUGGAAUAUAUACCAAGGUAUCUCGGUAUACCAACUGGAUUAAGGAAAAAACAAAGCUCCCUUAAAGAAGAAUGUAUUUCCAAGGUUGAUUCAUUGGGAUUGACAAUGGACAGGGCCUUUUACUAACUAAUCACUUUCCCAUCUCUUGCUAGAUUUGAAUAUAUGCAUUCUAUAAAUAGUGCCUUUUCUCUUUACAGCAGAGAAUUUCACCUAGAAUUCAUGUUUUACUAGAGUAAAUAGAUUAGAAAAUGGAAUCACUAGAGAAAUAUAAUAUAAUAGGAAAUAAUGACCAUUCCUAUGGGCCCAACCCUUGACAAAAUUGUGAAGUUAAGUUCUCCACUUUGCCCAUCAGGUACUCUGGUUCUCCACAGUGGCAACUCACCUGAUUCUCCUCUUUCGAAGCAUUCCAUGUUCUGGAUCUUCCUUGCCUCUCCCACCAAAAUAUCAAUAGUUACUAGUUCUGUAUACAAAAUCUUUAGUCCGUCACAAGGCCAGCACCACUUUCAUAAAGGAAGAACACAGGAGCAGCUAACAGGUUAAAACUCAUCAAAAGCACCACUUCUUUUCCUGUACCUUUAUUCCUGAGUCCUUUAUCUUUUCCAACUCCCAAUUCCCAAAUCAGUUUUUCUCUUUCUCAACCGCUUUCUCCCCUUUUCCCUCCACAGUUAUUAAAGGGGGGAAAGGGAGCAUCAUGUUUUACUCUUGUACACAGUUAUACAUGUCUAUCAAACCCAGACUUACUUUCAGUUUGAUCUCAGACUUGCUUUUCAGAACAUGGGGAUGAAGUCCAGUGCCUGAAGAAUUCGGCGGGAAGUUCCUUUCAGAGAGUUAAGUUAGUGAGUUAUAUAUGUGUGUUAGGAAGACAUUUCACAUUUCAUAAAAUGUAAUAUAUGUGUUUCAAUUAAGAAAUCUGACAUUGAUCCAGGUAUAUUGUCCUGUCUGAAAAAAAUAAUGCUAACAGAAAGAAGAAGACAGUCAAGUUUGCAACCUAGAACUAGUAGAAUCUUCAAAGAGGAGUUCAACAGUGUGUUUCUAGCAUUUUCCAGGGCCAACCAAAAAGUUGCCUAGACCAGAGGCCAUGAGCAUCAUGUCUCCUUGACCAGCAUACUUCUGCAGUGGAGAAGGGUGCAGUCAACUCAAGGACAUGAAUCAUUCUGAUCAGCCAACUUAAAUCUCUGUUUUCUGGUUUCAUGCUCAAUGAGGAACUUUUUGAUUAUAAUCAAUCCUUCUAUCUUGAAUUUUCUAGAUGGUUGCUGACCAACCAACAUAUGUCUCCCUUCUUGAAUUAAUAAACUAGUGUCCUGGU